Molecule: messenger RNA, 3340 nt
Organism: Trichomycterus rosablanca
Lineage: Eukaryota; Metazoa; Chordata; Actinopteri; Siluriformes; Trichomycteridae
Gene: adnp2b
Product: ADNP homeobox 2b
Exons: 3
Coding region: 26-3097 (1023 amino acids)
Biological process (GO): regulation of gene expression
Cellular component (GO): nucleus
Source: RefSeq, a predicted model, not a curated record
UUUUCCACCUUUUAGCAGAAGAAACAUGUAUCAGUAUCCAGUUCGAGGACUGGAGAAAAUCAGAAGAACUAGAAGAAAAGUAAAAAAUAUCUUGAGUGACUUUGGCCUCGAGGAGUGUCUAAGCUUGUGUGAGAACCUCCAGGAGUUUGAUCCAGGUGAAAGUGUUUUUAAUGCUACUGAAUGGGCCGAUUUUUGUGAUGGAUUUAACGGCAAGUGGAAGAAAAAGUGGGAAUAUCGAACCCGGGGGCUGUGCUGCUCCUUGUGUAAAUUUUCCACCCGGUCCUGGCAUUCGUUCAAGACUCAUAUUCAUCGCUGCCAUGAUGAGGAACAGUCACUCUGUAAUCUUUCUGCCUGCUCGUCCUGCCCAUUCAUCGCUCAUCCUAAAGUGAUCGCUAAACAUUACAAACUCUUCCAUUUAGAAGAUCAAAGGGUGGAACCCGAACCUGUGCCGCCCAAUUUGUCUGCCAGAGCUGGGACCGGCCGUAUAUAUCAGUGCCGAAAAUGCUCAGUUCACGAUGAUCUCCUGUAUAGCAUGAAAAAGCAUGUCCUCGUUAACCAUUAUGUGACACUGCUGAAUCGUUUUGCUGGACAAAGAACGGACGGUGAAGUGCGGAUCCUUGGGGGGGCGCACAAGAAAUUUUUCUGUAAGGUCUGUGGUGCAAAUGCCGACACCUCUGAGCACUUGCUUUAUCACAUACUGACUUCGGACAAGCACAAGGAAUUGGAUAUGCACAUUAAUGCUCUGAUUUUCGAAAGAGACACUCGGAAGACGCAUCCUAUUCUAGCACCAAAAGCCCAAGCUCAUAUAUUACCAGCACCAAAUGGCCAACUUUUAAUGCCUCGUCCAGCACCUCCUGUGCCGAUCCUGCAGGGAGUGCCAAACGGUGGCCCUAGAUUAAUCACUGCUCCUAACACUGUUCUUCCAGUUCAAGCCUCAGCCCUGGUUCAGCUUGCUAGUGCUGAGGCGAAGGGUUUGCUGCAACCUGGUCAGUCGCUGACUCUCCAGAACGUUCCAUCUGCUAGAACUGUCUCUGCAACAUUGCCUCCUAUUGGAAACAUGGCUCCCGUGCCCGCUCCUGUGCCAGCACUUCAUCCAGGUAUUCCACGCCCACCUCCAGUCAGUGUAGGAGUCCCAGGUCCUCUUCAUGCUCCACCCCGCCAAGUUUUGCUCCCACCAGGGUUACAGUUUAAUGUGCCGGCUGUAAGAUCACCACCACAGCCAGUGAUUGUUCCUCCAAGGUUCCCCUUAAACCAGCCUACUCCUCGGGGUACGAUGCUUACAUCACAGUCCCUUCUAAAUCAUCUGAUCCCCACAGGAAACAAGGUAGAUGGACUGCCAACCUACACCCUUGCUCCCUUACAAGUAUUGUCUGUUCAGCCAAACAAUUCAAAAGCGAUGCACAAUGCAGCUUUUCCAGGUUACCAAAACAAUGGUCCUCUUCAGCAAAACUUAGCGUCCAGCAAUAAUUCCCAGGACUCCAAGCAGACCAAAAAAUGGGUCACUUGCCCAAUUUGCAAUGAGCUUUUCCCAUCGAAUGUGUACGACUCACAUGUCCAGAUCCAUAAAGACACUGCCAAAAAGACCAAGAUAGGCCUGGCUGCCAGGGCAACCUUUUUAAAGAAGAUGCCGGACAAGACGGUGAAAUGCCUAAUGUGUAAAACCUUGCUUUCUGAAAAAGGGGUUUUUGAACAUCUGCUUCAUGGUUUAAACUGCUUGUUUUGUCCUGGGAUGUUCCACUCCGUCAAGCAGCUGGUUGCACAUGUACACGUGGAACACAAUUCAACCCAAAAAGUCAACUGUGACUUUAUGAGACGAGAAUAUCGUCUUUACACUGAUGAGUUUGGACAGCUUCUGUUCCCGUAUUUUGAUAUUAACACUACAGCCCCGAAAGAAAUUAUGGGAGAGAAAGAGCUAAACUUGGCACUAGUUACUAAUUCCCUUGAUCUGAUCUUUUUGAGGAUGUCGCCCAUGAAUCCUCAACCUGUCUGCAAGAUGCCUGUGCCUAAGCCAGGCAGCACGGACUGCGUCUUCUGUUCUCAAAAGCUGUUAAACAUGGAGUGCUAUCAAAUGCACCUCAGAGAAAAGCACUUUAUUGUGCCUACCGUUCACGCCAUUCUAAAAACGCCAGCGUACAAGUGUGUCUACUGCGGUGGGGUAUACACAGGCAAAAUCACAGUCAAGGCUAUCGGUGUUCAUGUAUUUAAAUGUCGCUGUGCUCCCAAGUCCUGCAGAGAGGCUGAAAAGAUAAAGUGUUCUGGGGUAACCAUUGCCCCUAGACCAGGUCAAGGGUUAUUGUCAUACCCAGCCUCACCAAGACAGACCACUGCUCCAGUUCCAGGACUAGUCCAAGCUUCUGUUCCAGCACAGCAGUCGUCAGAGACAAAUGCAGAAUUGCAGAGCAAGUUAAGGCUGGAGCUGGCUGUAAAAGAAGCCAUAGAGGCAAACAAAAGAGAAAGAGAAGCCAGGCUUGCAAGGAAGAGGAAAUUUGAGAAAGACCGCUUGGCUGGUUUAAUUCUUCCUUCACCUGAAAUGCAGGAUGAUCCUUCUGUCCAGUUUGCCCUGGAUCCCACAGGAGUGGAGCUGCGCUCCUUUGAAGAUCGCCGGGAGUUCAUAAACAUGUAUUUUAACAAACAGCCCUACCCGUUCAAGAAGGAGAUCCUUGCCCUGAGCCACCGUCUACUGCUGAACAAAACUGAUGUUGCCUGUCAGCUUGGCGCUAAACGCACCAGAUGUAUGAAGCAACUUCAGCGAAACAAAUCAGUUGUGCUGUUAGGCUUUAACAUGUCUGAGUUAAUGAAAGUAAAGCACAACAUGCUUAUUCCAGAGAUAGAGCCAGAGAGGCCAUUUAUAGAAAAACAACCUCAAUCGAAGGAUCCCGAAACACCAGAACCUGAGACUAAGAAUUCCAAAACACCAGAACCUGAGACUAAGAAUUCCAAAACACCAGAACCUGAGAGGGAGGAUCCUGAAACACCAGAACCUGAGAGGGAGGAUCCUGAAACACCAGAACCUGAGAGGGAGGAUCCUGAAACACCAGAACCUGAGAGGGAGGAUCCUGAAACACCAGAACCUGAAAACAAGGAUCCCGAAACAUAGGAGCAAGAAAUUCAGGAACAGGCAGAAAUGUAAUGUUGGAAAAGACUUACUAAAGGUUGCCAAGUUCAUUAGUCUUUCCUAAGAGAUUGAAGAGUGGGAAGAUGUGGAUAGGUGGACUUUUCAAAACAAUGCAAAGUCUAUGGUAUAAACAGUAGGUCAGUUUUCAACCACAGUUAUCUUAGUUUUGUAGUCUUGUUAUUGGAGCUGAAUGAUAAGAUAAACGGCGUUCUGCGUUUGUAUGCU